GCGCGCCGGCCGACGCGCACGCGCGAGUGCCCUGUGUUCCAAAUUCGAAAAACGAAAACUGUGCUGUGUUGUGAUUCUUGUUUGUGAACUGUGACUUUUAUAUUGUGAGUUGUGUGCAACAAGUGUGGAGAAUUGGAAUUUAAAUUGAACUAAACGGUGUCUGGAGUGUCGACUCGCACGCGUAUGGGAAAAGCAACGAGAUGCUGAUAAAAUAGCGGUAUGGGGCAAGCGGGCAGUCAGCAGCACGCGCCGCUGCGCGCGCAUCGUGCGCACACGCUGCCCCACGAGCCGCCCCGACACGCGCCGAAGGUGCUUCCGUCUCUGACGGAAUCUCCGCGGCUGCGCAGUACGGACAACGGCGCCAUUUUGCACUCGGGCGGCACCAUCAGCGGGCGAAGACCGACUUCGGUGGUCCCCGAGACCACCAGGACCUCACAUGGGCACGUGCACACCAACGCGUACCGGUCUCGAUCGGCAGGGGCCACGAGUGACAGCGAACUGCGGGCCCGCGAGAGGGAUCCGCUACACCGCUCGUACACAAACCUCGACCUUAGGCAUAACGACAAUGGUGGUUUGAAUAAAAGGUUCGGUUCCGAACCUGAUCUACGAGAGGAAGAGCCGAAACAAAGAUGCAAGAGGCACUUCAGGAAGAAGUACAGAGCACCUCCUCCACCUACCAAUGAUAACCGUGAGGGUUCAUCGCCAGAUUCCAGCGAAGGGAAUGCGAGACCGGAACCCCAAAGGAAGCUCCGGCUCUUCAGGACCAGGCAUGAGACCAAGAAGCUCAGCCAUGAGCCUGAAGCACCCAGGAACUCCUACACGGCCUACAAGUCCUUGGACGACCAGUCCUUCGAACGACGGUACCGGUCACCCUACAAGGAAAAGGAACAACACUUUAAAUACCCUGAUACUCAAGACAUGAUCCAGAGUACAGCGUCCUUGAAGAGAGAAGAAAACCUAAUACAAAAGCAAGAUUAUAGAAAGAGGACAGACAGAGUCAGCGGAUGUAGAGCGAAAACAUCUAAGACAAACGACAGCGAAGCAUGGAAAACACCAUUGCUAAACAGAAACUUUAGACAUUCAGAACGAUUUAAAAAGGUUGACACCGAACAACCCAUAUUAAGGAGGGAAAAGACUUUUGACACGCUAAUCUCUAGUGAACGAGAUAGCGAAUCUCCAAGAACAACGCACGAGAGCAGGAUGAAAGCUAUAGGAGAACAGCUGAAGGGAUCCAGACUCCAACCGAGUGAGCCUUUGAGAAAAUCUCUUCCUUCACUAUUACCCAAAAAUAGUGAAGAAAAAGAUGAAUUUCAAGCGGAGUUGAAGAAGGCAACAAGUAGAAUAAGAAACGACUUAGGGGCUAAAAUUAAUGUAAGUGAAAAUAAAACUAGUCAGAAUAAAACGACGCAGAAACCAAACCCAACGAAAACACCGAGCAAAGUCAAAGAGUCUAGUCUUAAAACGAAUGUUAGCAAGCCAGAAACUAAAGCAGUUGUUAGUAGAAGACCUCUAACCAGAGUUACUGAAAGUAAAAUCAAGUCAACUGUAACUCAGAGUAAAGUUAAUGGUAAAACAAAUAUAAUUACAAAUGGAGAUAAAAUGAGUAAAGAUAAAGGUAGGACGAUACCUGAUAGAGGGCAGGCGUCGGGAAAAGAGUCAACGCCUGAACACUCGCCUACAAGAAAGAUUUCUCCGAUAAGGAAGAUUUCUCCUGCGAGAAAUAAGACGUCAAAUCAUAUUAUUUCCAAGGAAAAACAUACCCCAGCGCCCUCAAAACAGUUCUACUUCGGCAUGAUCGAAAGCAAACAGUUCGAGGUCCAAGAUCACCUGAAGGACUUCCCUGGCCUCGGCAGCCCCAUCAUCGAGGAGAUCAACAACUUCCACGCGAUCGAGCAGAAGCUGCUGGGCUACCAUGCGGAGGAUGCGGAGUUUGAGGAGUUCAAUGCUAAGCUGAAGGAGGACUGCAAGGUUAAGAACUUAUCCUCGGAAUCCGCGCUAUCCUCAGACGCAUCAGACUCGGACGGAUCAUUAGGUAUAGCGCUGCGUCUGCGACCGACGCUACCUAAGAAACAGCGCGCGGUGCCACGGUUCUCUCCUGCGGCAGCCUGGAGGCAGUUAGCGACGUUGGACGCCCAUCUAGCUUCGGAAACCCAGCCACUAGCCGUGGAGACGAAAGUAUCUGCAGACAUCUCAGCCGAGUCAUCACCACGGUCAGAUCAGUCGGCCGACAAAUCGGGAGACUCGGGCAUAUCGGGAGACCACGCGCAUAGCGAUCAAAGGAUUGAAUCUCCAUCAAGACAUGUCCCCGACACAACUCCAGCGUGGACCCCGCAGCAGGACCUCGGCGACAGCAGCUCGGACGGCGUGAGCGGCGCGCCGGCCCCGCGCGGCGGGGGCUCGGCGCUGGCGACGUACGCGCCGGGCGCGCAGCCCUUCAGCCUCAGUCUGCCGAGAGAUGACAAGUUAAAAGGCAUGUCGUGCUUUUACGAAUGUUUCCAGGGGAAGCAGCUACAACAAGGCUUCAACAGUCUCCAGAAACUUCGAAAAUCCGUCUCAGGGGCUUUGGGAGCGGCCUUGGGUUCUAGAAGAUUCGAUUUAGAACAUGAGCCAAUGCUGCAAGAGCCAGAACAGAACUGGUUUUUAACGAAGUCUGCCCCGAAUUCGUUGAGUAAUCCGUUGCUGUAUCAGCCACCAGCGAGAGCUAAAGCUGCGGAAGAGGAUAUUAAGGAAGAGAAUUCUACGCCACCUUCAGAAAAGGAGGAAUCCAUACCCUGGCGGCCAGGCAUAAACUACCUCUCCUGGGGCGGACACGUGAUGUACCUACCCCCUGCGCCAUCGGCACCGUCGCAGCCUUUAUCCAUGCUCGGCCCUAUUGACAGGCCUGUCAGGAGUAAAUCCAGCGGAUCGCUAGAAGUGGCAGCAAGAGCGGCGCGCGCGGCGGCGUUAGCGAGUGAGAUGCGCGAACGUGAGCGCUCGGCUUCACCAGAAAUCGCACGAGCGUUGCCGGCGCGAGUGCAACCACAGCCUGAGCGAAACGCUCGCAGUCGGAACAAGCGCUUCACCUUCCAGUCAACAGUUCGGCAGUUGGAGAGGAGACGGUUAGCAGAGAAGCUGUCCAAAGAGGCAGACCUGAAGGAGCAACAGAGACGCACCGAGCUGGAGGCUAUGAGGAGAGUCGAGGAGGAGUUCCAGAGGAAGCGUGCGAGGGAGAAAGCGAAUAUCAGGCAGCAGUUGCGACUGGUCAGCAGCGGUUCAGCCAGCAUGCCCCUCUCUACACAUCAUGGAAAGGCACGUGAUGAGCCUGAUGGCUCAUGUAGGGCAUCGCCAGCGCCAGAGCGGCCUCGUGACCGUCAAAGGCACAGCAACGCAUCAUCAGAAAUAAGCGCUAGAAGCAAAAGCACAACACCGGUCAGAUGCGUGGAGCUCUCAGAAUGGCGUACAGAUAGCGCAGCUCGUGUGUAUCGCGAUUGGGGAGGCUCUGGCAUCGGUUUGCCAGCCCAUGCGCAUCCACCCGCCUGUGCCCGAAUGCCUAUUGCUAGACAAGCACAAGAAGUAGAAGCGUUCAGCGGCUCCCCUCGCUCAGACAACUACCGCCUUGAAUUCGCCCGGGGUCGCUCGCCUCGCUCGCCUCGCACGCCUCGCCCGCCUCGGCUUCUAUCUACACGCUCGCCUUCCAGCUCUGGCUCGGAGCUGUCGAUGCGACAGCCUAUUAAGAUCAGGUGGUGACGCGACGGCAUGUAGCAAAUUAACCUAACUCGCCAGUGACACAAAAGAAGAAGCAGAACCAGCGAUAGUGCCAACACUACGACCGGGUCCAACGCGCGCAACCUUCGCAAUCCGUUGAAGAUGGGCAGGACUAAAAAAAAUUGAAAUUCAACACAGCGUCACACAAUCUGUGGCCUGUUUUACCACAGUGGCAAUUGCCGCCUGUUGAACAAGGAAAUAUUGAUGCCGAGUAUGUAUAUACGACGGAAAUAGCCAUAGAAUCGUCAGUGUCAAUGUCACUGUUAUAAACCUAGGUUGAAGAUAAUGCAUUGUAUUAGAUGACCUGUUAGAAUAAUAAAAAGGUCGGAAAGUUUGCAAAAUUGUGAGAUACCUACUAUAAAAUAUUGAUUUUUCUAUGACAAUAAUGUAAUAAACUUCUAAAACUUCAUAAUUUUCUGAGAGUCAUCAACAUUUUCACAAAUAUAAACUUGUCUGGUAUUAUACACAAUAUGGCAGGAAAAGCUAACAUUUUUCUAUAUCAAGAACACCCCCAAGUAUUUAUUUUCCCUAGGUAACAUCAAAACAUAACCACAACCCCCCCUUUUAAAGGCGUCAAUAAAGUGAACGACGGGACAUUUAUUUAAGGUGUGUACCAGUCACUUAACUGACCGUAGGUAGGCCUUAAUACCUUUACAAUAAAGUCUACAAAUCGUCAACUUGGUAAAAUACCACAGUGAUUUGGGUCAAACACACCCAGGUUUAGCUACGAAUUUGGGCUCCGCAAACACCUUAAUGGCAUAUAACUAUCAAAAGAAUGAAUCUCAUUUUCAUUUACAAUCGAAUUCACACUUUAAAAACAUCGUAUAAAGUUGAUUUUAAAAAUAUAACGGGUUGAGAUAUGACUGUUGCAAAAUUAUGUGUUUUGUUGAAAUAGUUUUUGACAUUCUUGAAUUAUUAUUGAUUGUGGUUUUGUCUUGCGGCUAGUUGGGUUAAAACUAUUGUGGGUUCUGAC
Molecule: messenger RNA, 4717 nt
Organism: Leguminivora glycinivorella
Lineage: Eukaryota; Metazoa; Arthropoda; Insecta; Lepidoptera; Tortricidae
Exons: 22
Coding region: 220-3726 (1168 amino acids)
Source: RefSeq, a predicted model, not a curated record